GGCGCAGCAUCAGACUACCGCAGUAUUCACAGAGAGACGCCGAGACAAGCCAGUAGCAGGUGUUUAAUUGAGCAACAAGAGUGCUGCGAGAACGCGACAAAGCGUGCAGCCUACAGCACUGCAAGUUGGUCAGAUUAUGAACACACUGGCAGCCACACUGCUUCUGCUGCAUCCUGCGCAAUGCCUGCGCUUCCGCCGCGGUUCGUUCGGCGACCUCGUACCGAUAGCCACAACCAUGGCGAAAAACCUCAUGAACCCGCUGUCGAUCAAGGUCGACUGCUUCGAGGUCGCCGAGUCGGAGGGCCAACGCAUUGGCUGGGGGCAGCUGCGACCGCUCGGUCCUGCCGCCGCCGACCCGGACGACUUCGACGCGGCGCCUGGAUCCCGUGGGGCCGACGACGUGGAUGCGGCGUGGGACGCGCUGCCCGACCCGCCGACGGGAUUUGCGUCUUUACCCUGGACUGACGAGUACAAGGCGUUCGCGCGCGGCGCCGAUGAACGACGAAGGGGACGCGACGCGGCAUCGGCUGACGCGCCGCAGCUCUGGGAGCUUGCCAGCGUUUUUGUCCUCGAGGAGCACAGACACCGCGGGACCGGGGCAGCGAUCGUCCGACGGCUGCUGGAGCGGCACGCGGCGCGCGGGCUCAGCGCGGCGGAUAUCUACCUGCUGACGCUCGCCUCGACGGCGGGGUGGUACGAGGGCCUUGGCUUCGAGCAGGUAUCCGAACCGCGCGACGUGCCGGAGCCGAUGGCCUUCGAGGUCGCGGCGGGCCGCGUCGUCACGGGGCUCAUCGGCGCGGAGCUCGUUGUGAUGCGUGGGGUUGAAACAACGUAAUUCAUUACACAACUA
Molecule: messenger RNA, 850 nt
Organism: Pelagomonas calceolata
Lineage: Eukaryota; Pelagophyceae; Pelagomonadales; Pelagomonadaceae
Source: the annotation of a GenBank genome assembly